CAGAGCAAGGGAGAUCAAUUUUAGAAUCCUAUCGCCUCAAAAAUUGUUUGACUCCAGAAAAUCGAACAACUUUAGUCCACAAGAUUGUACAAUAUUAUCUAGAAAAUAAAAAAAAAAAUGACGGUACAAAAAUGCGAACUCUUGGCAGGGGAAAUUGUAAAAAAUUUUCCUAGGGAAAACAUGAGCUCAUACUUUGUUAGAGGUUGUAACAAAAUGCCCCCUAAGGGUAAGCUGUACGAUCGAUAUAGAGGACAGCGCAGGUCGCUCAAGAAGCUCUAUAACAGUCCCACAACAUCGAAGAAGGCAAAAGUCGUAGAAGUGGAAGAUCAUUCCAAUGAAGAUCGUAUUGUGGAACCACUAAAUUCUAACGAGAUGCAAAAAAUUUGCGAUGAGCUAAAACAAAACCGCGACUGGGACACCGUUAUUAAGCAAUGGAAGCAAACAAUGUCAAUGAGGAGGGAUAUGAUAAGCCAGAGUAAUGACAACGACAUUCAGACAGUCCUCCAGGAAUGGCCGCUUUACAAAUUUUCACGAGCGCCAGAACUGAUUGCCAUGGAUUUUGAUUUUUUAAGGCCAAACAACGGGUUUGACUUUUCGAAGUGGGAGCAAUUUUCAAAAAUUGCCAUCAAAUUCUUCAGUGAGAGGGUGAAGUGUAGCGGGCUUAAAUCAUACCUCAAUGCGGUCAAAGGAAUGGCUGACCUUGACAUAGAUAAUGUUAACAUUGCUUAUGCAACUUUGUUACAUGGAUUGCUGCCGCCAUCAUCGCAGCAGUUCAAAGGCAAGUUCAAGAAAUUUACAAUCGAGGACUCCAGGCAAUCAUUCACCACUGAAGUUGAAAAUGCAAGCCACAUUGAUCAGGUCCUUAAACAAAAACAAGAAGAAUGUGCAAAAUCCGGCACGAAACUUCAACCCGUUAUAUUUGUUAUUGGUGAGAAAUUUAAAUACAAACAAUUUGUCGUUUCCUUGGACAACAUUAAAUUUAAAUUGGAUACGUACUUGCAUUGUAUUAUUUUUUAUUUAAAGCUUGCAUACGUUUUAAAUAUUGAAUACUCUACUCAAUGCCUUUUAGUUUUUUUAAUAUUCACGAUGGCAAAAAAAUUCCUUCUGUUUCAACAUUAA
Eupeodes corollae is the source of this 1119-nucleotide messenger RNA. RefSeq lists its product as uncharacterized. Lineage: Eukaryota; Metazoa; Arthropoda; Insecta; Diptera; Syrphidae. Bases 118 to 1119 code for a protein of 333 amino acids. The record is from RefSeq and is a predicted model, not a curated record. The transcript is spliced from 4 exons.